AAAACAGUAAAUCUUGGUUUUCCCUCAGUCAAAAUAUGGCAACUCUGUCUGCUCCAGUAGUUCAGUACGGCAGGCGUAAAGGACACAACAAAACUCCACCACUUUUAGUAGAAAAGUCUUUUGGAGAUUCAAAAGGCCCUGUAGGAAUUUUCUUUCACGGUGGAACAGAUCUUCGCCAGGUUACUGUGUUACCUAAAGCUGAAUGGGAGAGGAUUCAAGGAAGUCUCAACAGUUUGACUAGAGAGGAAGAAAUCAGACAUGCAAAAUGGAAAGAAAAACAAGAUUUACACAUGCACUCCAAAGAAGUGGUUAAGAAUUGGUCAAAUACCAUAGCAGGUCAAAGACAGAAAAAGCUUGAAGCAAAAAAAAUGCGUGAAGAGAAAGAGGAAGAAGAAAGAAAGAAAACUGACUUGGAAGAGGCUCAGUACCAAGCAGAAAAAAGGAAAGAAGCAAUAGAAAAAGCAAAAACUCUUCAGUACUAUCAAACUGAUAGAGUGAAAGGAUUUCAUAGUGCUCUUUUGGUUUCUGAGGUGAUGAAAGAACGGGAUGCCCAGAUUUCACUGAAAAAGAAGAGGGUCAGUGUAAAUAAAAAUGAGGAUAAGGAUACCUGGGCUCAAAUGCAGCAUGCGUUGGAGGAAGUUAUCCAUACAGACCAGCAAAAAGCUCUUCAACAUCUCUUGCAGAAGAAAGAAAUUGCUGACUUCCAAAUGCAACAGAUAAAAGAAAAUGAGCACAAAAAAGAAAUGGAAAAAGAACAUGAAAGAAGAGAGGGAGAAGAAAUAAAGAAGUUAGCAAAGCUGUUUGAGUGGGAGAAGCACAACUUGGAACAACAGCAGAAAGAAGAGAAAACAAAGUUAAAGAAAUCCCAUUUAGAACAUGUCUCCAAUCAAGAAGUCAUUAAAGAAAUAGAAAAACAGAAAGAAGAUGAAGAGAAUGAAAGGAUUAGGUUUUUUGCUACUGCAAAACAAAAAAUGGCAAAACUAAGGAAAGAUAAAGAGGCUGAAGUACAUAGGCAAAUGGGUAUACAGCAGGACAGAAUAACCCAACUUCUGGCUGCUCAGCUUAAAAAGAAACUUGAUGAUGAAGAUGAACGUAUAGCAAGAGCAGUUGCCGAACAGGAAGCAAAAAGGGAAAAAGAAUUUCAAGAAAAAGAAGAGAAAAGAAUGGCUGAAUUGAAGUCCAUUUCAGAACACAGAAUAAGCAUGAGGAAACAAAAUCAAGAAAAAGCAAAAGAAGAAAAGUGGCAAGAACUGGAAAUGCUCAGAGCCAAAAAGGAGGCCGAUCAUGUAUUAAUAACAAAACAGACAGCAGAACAGCAAAGAAUUCUGCAAGAGCAGAAGGAACUACAAAACACUCAUAUUCAGCAAAUGGCAGAGAAAAUGGGUAAAUCUCAGAAAGAAAAGGAAAUGGAAAUUGAAUAUGAGCUACAAAAUAAUGCUGUCAGAGCUUUGGAGGAGAAACAGUUCCAGCAAUAUGCACAACAAGUCAUCCGUUCAGCAGCUGAAACUGGAAGAAAUCUUUAUCCACUUAUCAAGGCUGCAAGAGAGGGUAUUGGAGGUUGGCAUGGGCCAUUAUUUGCAGGUCAUGGAGGAAUAAGGCCUAGUUACCUGGUACAGGAUGAAACUGGAGUUCAACUGCCUAAUUAUCAGCGUGAGACCACUAAAGAAAUUAAACAGAUUCAUGAUACUGGUGAUGUUCAGCAAACUAAGAAAAGGCUAGGCUUUACUUGGUAAUAAGAAAACAGUAAUGGCACAUUACUCAGUGUAUAAUCUACUCUAUAUACAGAGCAGAAUUCACAUUUAAAGUUCAGAGUAGUAGUUUGUCUGGCUGCGGUACCAACAUUUAGCAAGGUUAUACUUGAAAUGUGUGUGCUGUUUUUUUGCAAGUGAUAUUCGUAGGUGUAUUCUCAUGAUAAAAACAAAAAUAUGAUUUUACAUAAACUACCCUGAAAAAAUAUUCUUUGUAUCUGUAACUGGUAUUAGAUGCAGACAUGAGCAUUCAUCUGACACACUUUAGAGCAACUUACAAUAUAGCAUAACUUGGAAUGCAGUUUCCCAGUUGAAAAAAAAAGAGAAUGUUUUAUAUACUAGUAGGAUAUCUGCAUUUUAUUCACAAAUUACUUGAUGUCAUCUCCUGUAUUUAAAAAUUAUAGCCAAACAAUGCCCAUCUGUUUAUCAGUAUUAAAAUUUCUUAUAAAAUUAACAAAAUGCAUGUAAUUUAGCAGCAAUUUUAGGAUAUAGUAUACAAGCAUAUAAAUGUUAAAAAUAUCCAAUGUGGUCAUUUCUAGACUUCCUUUUAAUUUAAAAAAAAAAGGAUGGAGCCGUAAGGAAAAUAAUUGGUUGGAGGAUUGUGAAUGCUUGUUUAUGAGAAUACAAGAAAGUUUGCAAUAUUUAUGAACAUGGAGAACAGUGCUUCUCUCUCUUAAUCUGCCAAUAAGCAUACAAGAUGCUCGGUAAUAUUGCAGCACUAAGAACAUAUUAAUAAAAAGCUUUACUAUUUCAAAUAUGUGCUUGAGAAUAGAAAAUGGUAGGUUGUUGUGUGGAGUUUGCAAAAAAAAAAACAUGUUAAAUGACAAAGCAUAUCAAUGUUAAUUACCAGUGUCAUCUUAAAUACAUCAGGAAAGAAGUUUGACAUAACUAUGGAACAUUGCAAAAUAGCCAUUCUUCAUAACAAUAUGGAUUUUGUUAUACUUCAAGUUAAUAAAAUAUAGCUUGUCAAGGAA
Messenger RNA from Protopterus annectens (West African lungfish), 2722 nucleotides. It is a transcript of the gene CFAP210, whose product is annotated as cilia and flagella associated protein 210. The transcript is spliced from 9 exons. NCBI's taxonomy places the organism in Eukaryota, Metazoa, Chordata, Ceratodontiformes, Protopteridae. The record is from RefSeq and is a predicted model, not a curated record. The coding region runs from base 36 to 1733 and encodes 565 amino acids.